This is a messenger RNA of Miniopterus natalensis, 2703 nucleotides long. The record is from RefSeq and is a predicted model, not a curated record. NCBI's taxonomy places the organism in Eukaryota, Metazoa, Chordata, Mammalia, Chiroptera, Miniopteridae.
AUGAGCCACCAGCCAAAGGGCCUGAAGGAGGAAGCAGGAGGUGGAGUGAGAGGAAGGUCCAGGAGCGGCUCUCCAGGCGCAGGUGACAGGUCUGGGAGGAGAUCCUCCAGGAAGCAGGCCCCCAAAGCAGAGGGUGUGGCAGGCAGGCGUGGAGGCCCUGCUGGCCAGAAGGAGCGAGCCAGGGGCAGCCCAAGGCCAGACUCCCCCAGGAGGAAGCAGGUGGAGCACAGGCGACGUGGAGAGAAGCUGGGGGAACAGGAGCGGGGCACAGCCCAGAGGACCCGCGAGGGGAGGAAGAAGAGAGAUGGGAGGGCAUCCCUCAAGGAGCAGAGAGCACCCUCAAGGAAGAAAAAGGAGGUGCCGAGGAAGGAGAUGUGGAAGCAGCUGAAGAAACGCAGAUCACCUUCCUUGGCCUCCAGUGCCUCUGGUGGGGAGUCUCUGUCUGAGGAGGAGCUGGCCCGGAUCCUGGAGCAGGUGGAAGACAAGAAGAAGCUAAUCACCACCAUGCGCAGCAAGCCCUGGCCCAUGGCGAAGAAGCUUACAGAGCUCAGGGAGGCCCAAGAAUUUGUGGAGAAGUAUGAAGGAGCCUUGGGAAAGGGGAAAGGCAAGCGGCUCUACGCCUAUAAGAUGCUGCUGGCUAAGAAAUGGGUCAAGUUUAAGAGAGACUUUGAUAAUUUCAAGACUCAAUGUAUUCCCUGGGAAAUGAAGAUCAAGGACAUUGAAAGUCACUUUGGCUCUUCAGUGGCAUCGUAUUUCAUCUUCCUCCGAUGGAUGUAUGGCGUUAACCUUGUCCUUUUUGGCUUGAUAUUUGGUCUAGUUAUAAUCCCAGAGGUACUGAUGGGCAUGCCCUAUGGAAGUAUACCCAGAAAGACAGUGCCUCGGGCUGAGGAAGAAAAAGCCAUGGAUUUUUCCGUCCUUUGGGAUUUUGAGGGCUACAUUAAAUAUUCUGCUCUCUUCUACGGCUACUACAAUGACCAGAGGACCAUCGGGUGGCUGAGGUACAGACUGCCCAUGGCUUACUUCAUGGUGGGGGUCAGCGUGUUUGGCUAUAGCCUGAUGAUUGUCAUUAGAUCGAUGGCCAGCAACACCCAGGGCAGCACCAGCGAGGGGGAGAGUGAUCACUUCACGUUCAGCUUCAAGAUGUUCACCAGCUGGGACUACCUGAUCGGGAAUUCAGAUACGGCCGACAACAAAUACGCCUCCAUCACCACCAGCUUCAAGGAAUCAAUAGUGGAUGAACAAGAGAGUAACAAAGAAGAAAAUAUCCACCUGACAAGAUUUCUCCGUGUCCUGGCCAACUUCCUCAUCAUCUGCUGUUUGUGCGGGAGUGGGUACCUCAUUUACUUUGUGGUGAAGCGAUCCCAGGAAUUCUCCAAAAUGCAGAACGUCAGCUGGUAUGAAAGGAAUGAGGUUGAAAUUGUGAUGUCCCUGCUUGGGAUGUUUUGUCCCCCUCUGUUUGAAACAAUCGCUGCCCUGGAGAAUUACCACCCACGCAUUGGGCUGAAGUGGCAGCUGGGACGCAUCUUUGCACUCUUCCUGGGCAACCUCUACACGUUUCUCUUGGCCCUGAUGGAUGACGUCCACCUCAAGCUUUCUAAUGAAGAGACAAUAAAGAACAUCACUCAUUGGACUCUGUUUAACUAUUACAACUCCUCGGGUUGGAACGAGAGUGUCCCCCGGCCACCCCUGCACCCUGCCGACGUGCCCCGGGGUUCUUGCUGGGAGACAGCCGUGGGCAUUGAAUUCAUGAGGUUGACGGUGUCCGACAUGCUGGUGACGUACAUCACCAUCCUGGUGGGGGACUUCCUGCGGGCUUGUUUUGUCCGGUUCAUGAACUACUGCUGGUGCUGGGACCUGGAGGCUGGAUUUCCUUCGUAUGCUGAGUUUGACAUCAGUGGAAAUGUGCUUGGUUUGAUCUUCAACCAAGGAAUGAUCUGGAUGGGCUCCUUCUAUGCUCCGGGCCUGGUGGGCAUCAACGUGCUGCGCCUGCUGACCUCCAUGUACUUCCAGUGCUGGGCGGUGAUGAGCAGUAACGUCCCCCACGAACGCGUGUUCAAAGCCUCCCGAUCCAACAACUUCUACAUGGGCCUCCUGCUGCUGGUGCUCUUCCUCAGCCUCCUGCCAGUGGCCUACACCAUCAUGUCCCUCCCGCCCUCCUUUGACUGCGGGCCAUUCAGUGGGAAAAACAGAAUGUAUGACGUCAUCCAAGAGACAGUUGAAAACGAUUUCCCAACCUUCCUGGGCAAGAUCUUUGCGUUCCUCGCCAAUCCAGGCCUGAUCAUCCCAGCCAUCCUGCUGAUGUUCCUGGCCAUCUACUACCUGAACUCGGUUUCCAAAAGCCUUUCUCGAGCUAAUGCCCAGCUAAGGAAGAAAAUCCAAGCGCUCCGUGAGGAUGAGAAGAGCCACAAGGCUGCCAAAGGCGGAGCCGCGGCCAGAGGCUCAGAGGACACAGCUACCGGCAGCUCCAAAAGUGCCACCAAAGCAGGGACCAUGCCUCAUUCUUCCAGCCAAAGCCAGACCCUCGACAAGAAGGCGCAGGGCCCUGGGACCUCCAGGUCUGCCGGUGGGACCAUGCCGCCUGCCUCCAGUCACCUCCCUAUAUCUCGGCCUCCUGGCAUCAGACCAGAUUCUGGCCAAGCCCAGCCUCAGACUCAUCCUGGGAGGCCGGCCUCUAGAAAGAGUGCUCAGAGACCUCCCCGCUGA